GCUCCUGUCUGUGGUUUUGUGGACUCUGUCUCUGGGAGCGCCUUCAGUCUGGUUCUCCUCUGCAGGUCCAGUUCUGUCCGUGCUGGUGCUGGUUCCUGAUCUCCUCCUGAACAGAAGCCCGACCCUGCUGUGAGUACCAGAACCUGCUGUGAGUACCAGAACCUGCUAUCUUCCUCAACAUGUUUCUGACCAAGAGUUUAAUCGGAGGCAUCCUGAAUGUCGUGAGCAACAUCGACCCGUCUAUGUUCAAGCCCUCAGCCCCUCCUCCGCCUCCCAGACCGCAGAACUACGCCGAGGCUCACGAGAACGAUGAGGAGAAGCAGUUCCGGAGAGUCUUCCAGCAGCUGGCUGGAGAUGACAUGGAGGUGAGCCCCAAAGAGCUGAUGGACAUCCUCAACAGAGUCAUUUCCAGACAUGGAAGCCUGAAGACGGACGGCUUCAGCAUCGAGUCCUGCAGGAGCAUGGUGGCUGUCAUGGACAGCGACAGCACAGGAAAGCUGGGCUUCCACGAGUUCAAAUACCUCUGGAACAACAUCAAGAGGUGGCAGAGCGUCUACCUGUCCCACGACGCGGACCGCUCAGGUACCAUCUGCUCGGGGGAGCUGCCACGCGCCUUCAAGGCUGCAGGUUUUCCUCUGAACGACCAGCUCUUCAAACUGAUCAUCCGCCGCUACAGCGACGAGCAUGGAGACAUGGACUUUGAUAACUUCAUUGGCUGCCUGGUGCGGCUGGACGCCAUGUGUCGAGCGUUUAAGACUCUGGAUUCAGACAACAGCGGCACCAUCGACCUGGACAUCAAGGAGUGGCUUCAGCUGACCAUGUACUCAUGAAGCAGUGAAGGGAAAACUUCUGCCUUCACCCGUUUCUCUCUCCAUGCUCCUGUAAACGGGACCAACAGAACAAGAAGAACGUUUCCACUGGGACCAAAGAACAUCUCUGUGGCACUAAGAUUUGUUUGAUAUGAACAUUUUUUCUCCUCUUUCGGCCUGAAAUUGAUUGACUCUGAAUGUUGUGAAGCUUAAAGUGACCCAACUGGAAUUAAACUUGUUUUCUUUCA
Molecule: messenger RNA, 1057 nt
Organism: Fundulus heteroclitus (mummichog)
Lineage: Eukaryota; Metazoa; Chordata; Actinopteri; Cyprinodontiformes; Fundulidae
Gene: capns1b
Product: calpain, small subunit 1 b
Exons: 11
Coding region: 180-830 (216 amino acids)
Molecular function (GO): calcium ion binding
Source: RefSeq, a predicted model, not a curated record